AAAAGCGCUCACUCUGCGCUCUCCGGCCCGCUCUCCCCGCGAGCUCACGGGUUCGAUUAAUUUUGUGUUUCACGAAAACAAGCACUUGUGUGAAGGGUUAGGCGGCCGACAGACAGGAAGGGAAAAGCAAGUGUUUGCCCCCUCAGCGCCGCAGCGGGGAGGUGGCUCCUUGUCCCGCACUGCCCCUCCUUCCAUCGCACCCGCAGCCGGCCCUCGGCCGCGGCACGGCGGCCCGUCAGCCUGCCUGGCCAGUCCCCUGUCCCCUGGGGCUGCUCGGGCCUGCUGCGCAGCUCCUCUCCCCCUGCUUGUUGCGGUGCUGUAGUUGCCCUUCCCCGGAGUCUGGACCACAGGAGUCUCUGUAGGGAGAUCAAGCAAUGAAUAAAAUCACUCCUAGUUUUCACUGUUUUGUGCAUAUGGAUAGUAAAUGCCAGCUGAAAGAAUAAUCCCAGAGAGAAGUUAAGGACAUGUACAAAUACAUUGAUAUGUGGUCGCUUUUAUGGAUAAAUUAUGUCUCAGUAUCUAAAUCUAGUGCCUCUACUGCAACUAAAAUUUUCCCACAACGUAAUGUAUGCAGCACCAAAGUGUUAACAGAAGUAGGGAAGUUUUGCUCAAAAUCAUGGCAGAGAAUGUAUCAUCUUCUUCAUCUUCCCAAAGCCACCUGUAUUGUGGUGUUGUCUGUGCGAAGUUUGUCUCUCAACAAUGGGUCUCAUUGUUUCCUACUGUAAUACAGCUGCCUCUCACUUGUAUAAAGUAGGUAAGCAAAUAAUCUUGUACAGACGCAUAUAACCAGGAGUCAGGAAUCUGAAACUCUUAAUUCAGUGAUAGGGGAAAGCAGACCAGCAGCUGGGGCUUGCAUUCACAGCUUGUUUGGAAAGAGGGUCCCCAGAAGUAAAAUGUUGAGGAACUGAGGUGCAGUGAAGACUACACCUCAGAGCUCCUGAGAACUGAGUGCAUCAGUACAGCGCAGUGGUCACCCCAAUGACAUCAUAGCAGAAAAGGGCAGAGGGCAACUUCAGAAAUAUUCUCCAGUGUGGUUUGGGAGCUCAGGAGGGGUUUUGUAAGUGAGGAUCAUUGCCAGGGCUGUGCAGGAGCUGCAGGCUGAACUGGUGGGAGGAAAGGGCAGGGGAGAGCUCAUGGCAGGGCUGGAAAAUGGUGCCAGAAUGCAUGGACAGACCAAGCUGGAGGAGUUGAAUGAGCAAGGCAGAAUGUGAAUCAAGCCUGUGUUGCUGCUGUCUGUUGUAGCAUGAUUUGUAUUAUUAAUAUUUUCUCUUUUUCAUCAUCUGCAGAUUGUGUUCCUGAUAACACAGGACACUGAAAUCUCUUCCAGUGUCUGGAGUUGUAGGGGUUUUGCACAGAUUUUCUGUUCCGAGAGCCUUUUUUUUUUUUCUGAACAUGACCCUGUAAUGUGAAGUGUGUGGUUUUUAUUUAUUAUGUUAGCCUGUCCUUCCUGCUCUGUGGUUGCUUGCCUUUCAAAUGACGCUCCAGGUCCCUGCCUUAGGACUCUGAUUUGCCUGUCUCUGUCAGCAGCAGGUGAGCAGCAGGUGCCUGGAAGGCAGGCAGACCCGUUCUACAAGUGUGUGCCUACCUGCCCUCUAACGUGUUGGAUGUACACUCCAGUCAUCUCCUCUCCCUGGGGAGACAGCUGAGAAGACCUUCUGAGGAGUAAACAAUUGAAGCUGGGCAGGUCUGGUGUAGACAAAUCAGUGGGAAGGAACUUAGGUAUAAGAAUUACAACCCAACGAGGUAACCGGCAGCAUUAUCAGGAGUGGCCUCAGACAAACGGAGCUGGCAGCAGGUGAACUCCAGGAAAAGGCUACCACAGGGCAAGAGAAGUGGUAUAAUUCAGAAGACAGAAGUUGGAGACCUACUUGCUCAUAAUUGAACAUGGCAGGGGAUGUAAAAAGAUUCACACGCAUGCUGCUGGAAUGCAACAGCAAUGACAAACUGUGUGUUGUGCGUGAAUAUCAGACUGAAGUGAUUGUUGUCCCAGUUCUCCUUGUGGGUGUUUUUGUCAUCAUGCUAACUGUGAUCCUUUGGCUCCACUGCCGAGGCUUGCGAGCAAAGCAGGAGCAAUCUGGACACCAAGUGAAUGACAAGAAUCAGCAGGAAUACAGCUCAACAGAGAGCCGCUGUAUCCAGCUGAGUGAGAUGUCUGUGGAAAGCCUGCUAAAUUCUGCAUCCUUGACUCUGAAAGAACUGGAGAUACCACGAGAGAAACUCUUACCAGGCACUUGGCUGCUGAUAAAACAUGGUCGCUAUGGGAGCAUCUACAGAGCACAGCUGGAAAUUGGGAGCCCCAGGAAGACUAAGACAGUAGUACUGAAAGUCUUACAAGACCUGGCUAGUCCCCAGAAAGUAAAGGAUUUCCUGGGAAGGAUUAAAUUUCAUCAAAAUCUUGGCCAUCAUGAGAACCUGGUUGAAUUGGUUGGAUGCUGUGUAGGUCAGCUCCCACUUUAUAUGAUCAUGGAAGAUGUCUCUCUUGGUGACCUAUUGACAUUUUUAUGGACAUGUCGGAAGGAUGUAAUGACAACGGAUGAUGUUCCCUAUGACUUCACCGAGAGACAAGUAUAUGAAGUUGGACAGCAGGUUGCAGCAGCUCUGGCUUAUCUUGAACAGAAGAAAUUGUUCCAUGGUGAUGUUGCUGCCAGGAAUGUCCUCCUUCAUUACAACUUCACUGCUAAGCUCUGUGGUUUCGGUCUGGCCUAUGAAACUCACACAUACGGUGUCAACUCAGUCACAAAGAUUGUGCCAGUCAAGUGGCAGGCACCAGAGCGGCUCCUGAAGAACCCCCCCAGCAUCAAGGCAGACAUAUGGUCUUUUGGAAUUCUACUGUAUGAAAUGAUUACGUUAGGUGCUCCACCAUAUCCUGAGGUGCCACCUUCUGAUAUUUUACCAUACCUUCAGAGAGAGAACAGGAUGAAACAGCCCUCAAGCUGCCAGCAAGCCAUGUACAGCAUCAUGAAGUCCUGCUGGCAGUGGAAUGCAACUAACCGGCCUUCUCCAGCAGACUUGAUGUGGUCUCUACAAACAGCAAUGAAGAACAGCAACAAUCAUGCAGUACUGCAGGUGCCUGAGCUGGUGGUGCCUGAACUCUAUGCUAAUGUUGCUGGUGUUGAUGUACUCAAUCUAGUGAGGGAAUACACUAUACUUUGAAGGACCUUGAUACAUGUUGGUAUAAGAGUUCUCUGAGUCUGCCCUUUCUAGACACUUUGCAAGCUCAGGAUAAGGUGUGUAUGUUGGGAGGAAUCCCUUUGUUUUUUGAACAUGUUGUAUAUAUGUGAUCUCUCCUCCAUUCCAGAAACAACAGACUGUUUUCAUUAUUAUGAAAUCAACCUGUUGAUAUCAGUCUGCCAGUGGUCCUUGUUUUUUAGGAAGCUAUAGAAAAUGUAAUGAGAACCUUGAAUUAGAGUGUAUUGGGUUUGUGUAACAAGGUUUUGGUAGCAAGAGGACUUCAGGGGUGGCUUCUGUGAGAAGACACCAGAAGCUGCCCCCAUGCGCAACAGAGCCAGUUCCAGCCAGCUCCAAGAUGGACCUGCCACUGGCCAAAUCCGAGCCCGUCAGUGAUGGUGGUAGCACCUCUGGGAUAACGUUUCUAAGAUAAGGGUUAAAAAACCCUGUGCAACAUUAACUGGAAGAGAGAAACAGCCCUACAGACACAAAGGUCAGUGCCCCAAGGAGGGCAGGAGGUGCUACAGGCCCUAGAGCAGAGAUUCCCCUGGAGCUCGUAGUUCAGACCGUAGUGAGACAGGCUGCCCCCUGCAGCCCGUGGAAGUCCACAGUGGAGCAGAUUCCGCCUGCGGCCUGCGGGGGACCCCAUGCUGGAGCAGUCAGAUGCCCGCAGGAGGCUGUGACCCCUUGGGAAGCCCACACUGGAGUAGGUUUGCUGCAGGACUUGGAACCUGCAGCAGGGGACCCAUGCUGGAGCAGUCUGUUCCUGAAGGGCUGCACCCCGUGGACGGACCCAUGCUGGAGCAGUUUGUGAAGAAUUGUGGGAAGGACCAAUGCAGAAGUUCAUAAAGGACUAUUCCACAACCUCCAUUCUCCAUCCCUCUGCAGCCCUGGAGAAGGUAGAGAAAAUCAGGAGUGAAGCUGAGCUCAAGAAGAAAGAAGUGGGGAGCAGGUGUUUUAAGAUUUAGGUUUUAUCUCUCAUCAUCCUACUCUGAUUUUGAUUGACAAUAAAUUAAACUGAUUUCCCAA
Pezoporus occidentalis (night parrot) is the source of this 4197-nucleotide messenger RNA. RefSeq names its product serine/threonine/tyrosine kinase 1 (gene STYK1). The coding region runs from base 1885 to 3153 and encodes 422 amino acids. The transcript is spliced from 11 exons. Gene Ontology annotation, molecular function: ATP binding; transmembrane receptor protein tyrosine kinase activity. Gene Ontology annotation, cellular component: signaling receptor complex; plasma membrane. Gene Ontology annotation, biological process: positive regulation of kinase activity; protein phosphorylation; cell surface receptor protein tyrosine kinase signaling pathway. NCBI's taxonomy places the organism in Eukaryota, Metazoa, Chordata, Aves, Psittaciformes, Psittacidae. The record is from RefSeq and is a predicted model, not a curated record.